Neospora caninum is the source of this 3399-nucleotide messenger RNA. RefSeq lists its product as hypothetical. The record is from RefSeq and is a predicted model, not a curated record. The coding region runs from base 1 to 3399 and encodes 1132 amino acids. Gene Ontology annotation, biological process: nucleotide-excision repair; base-excision repair, AP site formation. Gene Ontology annotation, molecular function: DNA binding; DNA-(apurinic or apyrimidinic site) endonuclease activity; oxidized pyrimidine nucleobase lesion DNA N-glycosylase activity. Lineage: Eukaryota; Apicomplexa; Conoidasida; Eucoccidiorida; Sarcocystidae. Gene Ontology annotation, cellular component: nucleus. The transcript is spliced from 7 exons.
AUGCCGAAAGAGUCUCACAGGAAAAGCGUGAACGGCCGGACCGCUGAAAGUAGGAGAGAUGAGGAGCACAUCGAGAAAAACGACUUGCCCCGGAGCCAGGAGAACUUUCUUGCCGGCGGAGGCGAAGAGAGCUCCAGUUUUUAUGGCCUUCUCGUCCCUCUCCACCUCGCCCUUUUCGUGCCUCCGACUCCCCAGAUGGCGAGUGAGGGAGACAAUCCUUUCGCUUUCUUCGCCUUCCAGGCACUUCGAGGUGUUCCGUCUCCCGAUCGUUCCUCGUCGCCCGCUCCGUCCUUUGCAGCCUCGCCUCCCGUGUCGGCAUCUCCUCUCCCUUCUUCUCCCGUCACUCCCCAUGGACCCCCACCGGCUGCCGCCUCCGGUGUACGUACACCUGGGCUUGGACCGGCAGACCGGACCGUGCGGGCGUGCGCUUUGUACAGUGUCUCUGCGUCCUCUCCGCGCUCUUCGAAGCGCUGGACUGCUCCUCGCCAAAAGAGUCCAGAACCUUCGCCGCACCGGCGAGAAGUGAACGACGGGGACGAGAACCCCUUAGCAGGAGAGAACGAGCGGCGGCCUCGCUCCUCAGACGGCGAUGACGAGGAAGAGGAGAAAUCCCGAAAAAAACGGUUUUCUCUUCGGCCUCGUCGUGCGUCUCCCCUCGGGCCGCCGCGUCCGCCUCCGAACCUCACGGAAGUCAUAUCUUGCUGUUCGUCGCCGUCGCUUUCCCCCCGGUGUUCGCCUUCCUCGCGUUCCUUGCUGUCGCAUGAUUAUUCGAAGGCUUCUUGGGCUCUGUCUUCUCUCAGGCGCUCCCCAUCUGUCUCCGAUCGGCCGGGGUCUCCGGCGCCGCCUCUCUGCUCUUCGCCGGGUCCAGGCCAAGCCCCUGCAGGCCUGGUGUCUCCAGGGCACCGUUUUCUGCGGCAAGGCCUCUCUCGGCCUCGCGGGAAGCAAACGGAGAAACGCCUUGCCGGUUCCGCUUCACAGCAUGCCUCCGAGACCGCUGCGUCUCCAUCGCCCGUCUCUCCGCCUCCGUUGUCUCCGUCACUUCCCGACUCUACGUUUGCGUCUUCCUUGCCUUCGUCUUCUGUUUCCAGUUCCGUGCUUGCGUCCAGUUCUUCCGACUCUUCUCUCGCUUCUUUCUCUCCUUGCUCGUCUCCUGAGGGACAGGCUCCGAGUGGGAAAGACUCUGUGCGGGGUAGCAACCGCGAAGAAAAGCGGAGACGCAAGCAGCCGAGGCCGGCGGGCGCCGGCGGCGCCGAAACCGCAGACUUGACGUCGGAAUCUUUCUCUCUUUCCGAAUGGACAACGUCCCUCGAGAACGCGCCUCUCUUCGUAUCUGCGGCAGAGACACUUCAGUCGCCCAACGAAGAAGCGGCGCCGUAUGGCUGGCGGCGCAUUCUCGGCGGACUGAUCCUGCUCAGGCAACGCUACAGCCGAGCUACGACUCCCGACGAUUUCUACCAGUUUCUCGUUCGAGUUAACCGCUUCAAAGAGCCCAAAUUCCUGGCCUUGAUCGCCGCCAUCUUGAGCAUUCGGUGCCGCGACCCCGUCGCCCUCCGAGCGAUGAACUGCUUCAUGCAUGCAGCCACUCGUCGAGCAGUUCAGCUGGCCAAAAGAACAUCCUCGCCGUCUCCCGCUGCUUCUACCGAUUCCCCCUCAGCGUCUGGUAGUUCUCCGGCUUCUUUGGUUUCGCCUUCCGCUUCGGCGCUCUCUGCCGACGCGGCGAGUUCGUCUGCGGUCGGUAGCGAAGAAGAAGGAAGGACGCGAGAAGAAGACGAUCCGCUGUGGCGAAGGUUCGAAGACGAGGGCCCGACCUGUGAUGUAGUUAGGCACAUGUCUGAGUCCGAGAUCCAAGAGAGCAUUGCGAGUGUGAAUUUCAAAGACUCGAAAGCGAACCGCAUCGUUCGCCUCACACGCAUGCUCCACGGAUCCUUUCGCGGGCGUGUCCCCUCCACAUUUGAAGACCUCGUCAAGCUUCCUGGCGUUGGUCCGACGGUCGCGAAUCUCCUUCUCUCGCUGCAUUACGGGCGAAACGAAGGCCCCUCGCGUCUCACUCUGCCCUCGCGCUUUUUGCGUCUGAAGAAGACGACCAAGCUUCUCCCUGGCGUGGACGAUGACGCCUCUCCGAUGUUCCUCGCGCCUGCCUUCUCUGCCGGAGAACGCACACACGACGAGCAGAGUUCUGCGCCCUGCUCCAGCGCCUCGCCUGCGCUGUCUCCCUCGUCUCCUGUCUCCCCUCCGUCCUCCCUCCCUCCUGUCUCCGCUUCUUCGUCGCUCUCGCUCUCUGCCUCGGCGGUGGAGUCGCGAGAGGAACUGCAGGAGCAGACGCAGAUGCAUGGCGCAGACCUGCGUCAAAAUGAGGCAUCUGACUCGGCGGAAGCACUCGCUACCCGGAGGGGCAACGGAGCGGAGACGCACGACCUCUGCGAAGACUCGGACCUUGCGCAGAAGCCACAGACUCAGACUCGACAGACCGCAGAGACAGUGUCGCUGGAAAUCGACGAGACUCAAAUUCACCAGCUUCUCAGAAAUGGCGGCGGCCUAUUUGUCGACACCAACGUGAAGCGACUUGCCAGGUGCUUCAACUGGCUACCGAAGGACGAGCGGAUGAGUCUGGAGAAGGUGAAGGAGACGCUGGAACGGUGGAUCCCACCUGGUCUUUAUUUCGAACUUCCGCUUCUCUUCUCCGGCCUCGUCCAACUGCUCUGUGGUCCUGAUACACCCAAAUGCUCGACUUGCUGGCUCGGCGACAUUUGCCCCCAUCGGCAGAGCGCCGCGCUGCAGAGGCGUGCGAAGCCCGCGGCGAAAGACGAGAAGGCGACAGCGGCGCGAGACUCGAACGCGGAGGGGGGACUCGGAGAUAGCCGAGCAGGGCAAGAGGCGACCGACAAGGCGCAAGAGCCGCACGCCAGCAGAGACACAGAGGAAGGGCGAGGCAGAAACGAGAGGGAAAGAGUGGGGGAAGACAUGGCGAGGGAAAGCGCCGAACGAGUGGCAAAGCGCAGAAACGAACAGGGACGGGAAGAAGCCAAAGCGGAAAGAGGAGAAGCCGCGCACGGGGACGAAGGGGGAGAGAAUGAGAGUGAAACAGGAGGACGGGUGCGUCCCGCCGACGUACAUUUUGGCGCGUCAAGCGAGAAGGAAAUGAGCAUAAAAGAAUGCGAAGAAGUCGUGGAUACGUGUCCUGUCGAAUCUAGGGGUCGGAACAGAAGUCCAUCGUUGGAGGUUGUCGAUUCAGACUCGAGUGCGGGCGAGGACUGCGAGGGGGAGGAAGGCGACGAGCCUGUGACGGUGCUGGGGGUUAAAGAGGCCUGGAGCGCGCGAGCGCUGUGCACGUCCCGAACGACGGUUUCCUUCAAUUCUGAGGUCGGGAGGAUCUUCUCGGAACAGCCAUCGAAGCCCUAG